Vanessa tameamea is the source of this 1635-nucleotide messenger RNA. It is a transcript of the gene RnrS, whose product is annotated as ribonucleoside-diphosphate reductase subunit M2. The coding region runs from base 136 to 1260 and encodes 374 amino acids. Gene Ontology annotation, molecular function: ribonucleoside-diphosphate reductase activity, thioredoxin disulfide as acceptor. Lineage: Eukaryota; Metazoa; Arthropoda; Insecta; Lepidoptera; Nymphalidae. The transcript is spliced from 6 exons. Gene Ontology annotation, cellular component: cytosol. The record is from RefSeq and is a predicted model, not a curated record. Gene Ontology annotation, biological process: deoxyribonucleotide biosynthetic process.
UGCUCCAUUAAAGUAGAUUGUUCCAUUGAUAAUUUACUCAUAAAUUUUUCUGCUUCGCAAGUAAUAAGUUUUGUAUAAAUAUUGACUGUUUAUUUUAACUUUAAUAUUAAGUUUAGUCGUGUUUAUUUGUUUAAAAUGUCUUUUUUAAACGAUAAGGAAAAUCUUCGCAAUGGCAUGAGCAAUGUGAACCUAAAGUCUCCUACUAAAAAUGUUCUCUCCCCGCGAAAUGGACCCGAAAAAGUUGAAAAGAUGGAAAUCGAGAAAGAACUUAAAGUACAGACAUUUGACCCCCAGCUUGAACCACUAUUGAAAGAAAAUCCUCGCCGCUUUGUUAUAUUUCCAAUCCAGUAUCCCGAUAUUUGGCAAAUGUAUAAAAAAGCAGAAGCAUCUUUCUGGACUGUCGAAGAAGUUGACCUGUCUAAGGACCUGAGUGAUUGGGAGAGCUUGAAAGACUGCGAAAGACAUUUUAUUAAACAUGUGCUAGCUUUCUUUGCUGCAUCAGAUGGGAUAGUGAAUGAGAAUCUUGUGGAACGCUUCUCUCAGGAGGUGCAGGUGCCUGAAGCGAGAUUCUUUUACGGAUUUCAGAUUGCCAUGGAAAAUGUCCAUUCUGAGAUGUACUCACUUCUAAUUGAAACUUACAUCAGAGAUCCCAAGGAAAGGGACUUCCUAUUCAAUGCAAUUGAGACAUUACCCUGUGUGAAGAAGAAGGCUGAUUGGGCUCUACAAUGGAUUGCAAGUAAAACAGCCACUUUCGGUGAACGUAUUAUAGCAUUUGCUGCAGUCGAAGGCAUAUUUUUCUCUGGAAGCUUUGCAUCUAUAUUCUGGCUUAAGAAACGUGGACUUAUGCCAGGAUUGACCUUCAGUAAUGAACUUAUUUCUCGGGAUGAGGGUCUCCACACAGACUUUGCAUGUUUAAUGUUCAAGCAUUUAGUACAGAAACCUAGCAAAGAAUGUGUAUUAAAUGUUAUUAAGGAUGCAGUAGUUAUUGAGCAGGAGUUCUUGACUGAUGCCUUGCCUGUCCGACUUCUGGGCAUGAAUUGUGAACUCAUGUCAAACUAUAUUGAGUUUGUAGCUGAUCGGCUGCUUGUUGAGUUGAUAGGUGAAAAGUAUUACAAUACUAAGAAUCCAUUUGACUUCAUGAAUCUCAUCUCCCUGGAGGGGAAAACAAACUUCUUUGAGAAAAAAGUUGGCGAAUACCAAAAAUGGGGAGUGAUGGCUAACCCUAAUGACAAUGUAUUUACUUUGGAUGCAGAGUUUUAAGUCUUUCCAAGUGAUUAUGAUAUUAAUGACUUGCACAGUAUUAAAUAUACCAGUUAAAUUAGUUUGACUUAGCCCCUUUGAUGUUCAUUCCAACAUUAAUAAGAACAAUUAAUUUUACAUUGAUUGGAUUUAUGUCAACGUGACUUUCAUACUUACUGAGAAAUUGAUGUACCUAAUAUUAGAUUAAGUAAAUAAGAUAAUAUAAUUUUUUUAAUAUUAAUGUAAGUAGUACAUAAAUUUAGGAUGUAAUAAAUAUAUCAAUUCAUUAACAAUUGUGGAAGUUAGUGAAACAUACUAAUUGUAAUAGAUUGAUUAUAUUUAGAUAAUUUGUGAUAUAAUGUAAUUUUCUAUUUUCAAUAAAUCAUUUUAAUUAUA